Molecule: messenger RNA, 1076 nt
Organism: Nerophis ophidion (straightnose pipefish)
Lineage: Eukaryota; Metazoa; Chordata; Actinopteri; Syngnathiformes; Syngnathidae
Gene: cnpy3
Product: canopy FGF signaling regulator 3
Exons: 6
Coding region: 118-921 (267 amino acids)
Cellular component (GO): endomembrane system
Molecular function (GO): signaling receptor binding
Source: RefSeq, a predicted model, not a curated record
CGAGGACCUAGAAGGCGGAAGUGGUCUCAUCUUCGAUAAUCCAGAGAACGAGAAGACACGUCAAAAGCUUGUUUAUAAACGCUGAAGUACAACUGUAGCAUCAUUAAAGGCGCUGGGAUGAAUUCAGUUGCUCACAUUUGGCUUUUCUUCAUCAUUGCUGCGGCUGGAGCGGAGAAGAAGAAAGACGGCGACGAUGAAUGGGUUCAUCUUCCGGACAAUUGUGAAGUGUGCAAGUUUGUCAGCAUCGAGAUGAAGUCAGCGUUUGAAGAAACUGGAAAGACUAAAGAAGUCAUCGACAGAAACUAUCGAUUCAUCGACAGCAAGGGUGCGCCGCCAAUCAAAUACGUCAAGUCUGACCUGCGCUUCAUAGAGGUCGUGGAAAACGUGUGUCAGCGGCUGUUGGAGUACAACCUGCACAAAGAGAGAAGCGGCAGCAACCGAUUCGCCAAAGGCAUGUCAGAGACCUUCUCAACCCUCCACGGUCUAGUCAAUAAAGGUGUAAAUGUGGUGAUGGACAUUCCAUAUGAGUUGUGGAACGAAACGUCAGCAGAGGUGGCUGACCUCAAGAAGAGGUGUGACGUGCUGGUGGAGCAGUACGAGGACGUGAUUGAAGACUGGUAUAAAGGCAGCCAGGAAGAAGACCUGACCACAUACUUGUGUGAAAAGCAUGUGCUCAAAGGAAAGGAUGCAGCCUGCCUGCAGGAGGCAUGGAAACCCAAGAAGAAGGGAGACAUGGCAGUAGACAAGAAAAAGAAGAAGAAGCAGAACCAGGCAGGUGACAGGGGAUCAGACAGCCAGAAGAAGAAGAAGAAAAAGAAGAAGAGGAGCAAAGCCCCUGUAAAAAGGACGGAGGAAGGGGGGAUGUCAGAAGAGGACGUUCAGCCUCAGGUGUCUCUGUCUGGAGUGAAGACUGAGCUGUGAGGGGAAAUAUGAAUGAACUUUCUGAGGAAUCCACAGAACUGCAGGAACCGUGUGUGUGUGUGUGUCUGUGUGUGUGUGUUUAUAAGAAUUUUUGUUGCUUUGUUUGAAUAUUUGUGUGAUAUUAUGCUGUCUGACAAUAAAAUGUUUUAAACACA